Messenger RNA from Cucurbita maxima (winter squash), 3684 nucleotides. RefSeq lists its product as uncharacterized. The record is from RefSeq and is a predicted model, not a curated record. NCBI's taxonomy places the organism in Eukaryota, Viridiplantae, Streptophyta, Magnoliopsida, Cucurbitales, Cucurbitaceae. Gene Ontology annotation, molecular function: hydrolase activity. The transcript has 16 exons. Bases 277 to 3342 code for a protein of 1021 amino acids.
GCAAAUCUGCGAGUCAAUGAAUUCCCACUCGCACUGGCAAUUGGUUUACGUGCGAGGCCCCGUGUCGUCGAGCCUCUCUGUAACGAGGCCUCGUCAUCGUCUUGUUGGUUCCAAAGGAAUAUGCCAUGGUUGUGUUCUUUAAUGCAGCAGACGUUCUCAGAGACUCAGAUGCACACGACCUUUGAGAAGAUGCCCUUUUCUUCUUCUAUAUAUUGCUUCAUCAACUUCUAGUCUAUUCUCUUCUUUCGUUCCUCUCGCACCGGUUCUAUUUGGACUAUGGGCUCUGACAACAUCUCUGUUGGUUUAUUAGAUACCCUCAAAAUGAAGAGGGUUCGGACCAUCUUCACUCAUACAUAUCCGUAUCCUCAUGAGCAUUCACGUCAUGCUAUCAUUGCGGUUGUGGUUGGUUGCUUAUUUUUUAUAUCUUCUGACAACAUGCACACGCUCAUCGACAAGUUGGAUCAGAAUAUCAAAUGGUGGUCUAUGUAUUCAUGUUUGCUUGGUUUCUUUUAUUUCUUUUCAUCACCAUUUAUUGGGAAAACCAUUAAACCUAGCUAUUCAAAUUUCAGUCGGUGGUACAUAGCCUGGAUUUUAGUGGCAGCUGUGUAUCAUCUUCCAAGUUUUCAGUCAAUGGGAGUGGAUAUAAGGAUGAAUCUUUCAAUGUUCAUAACGAUAUACAUCUCUUCCAUUCUGUUUCUUGCAGUAUUUCAUGUUCUCUUUAUUGGCCUCUGGUAUAUUGGUUUGGUCUCACGUGUUGCUGGAAAGAGGCCUGAGCUAUUGGCAAUUUUUCAGAAUUGUGCUGUCAUAAGUAUAGCCUGCUGUGUGUUUUACAGUCACUGUGGCAAUAGUGCUGUCUUGAAAGACAGAACACUUCAGCGGAGAACCUCUAAUUGGUUUACUUUCUGGAAGAAGGAAGAGAGAAACUCUUGGCUUGCAAAAUUUCUUCGCGUAAAUGAAAUGAAGGAUCAGGUGUGCUUGUCUUGGUUCGCACCCGUUGGGUCUGCAAGUGAUUACCCACUUUUGUCUAAGUGGGUAAUUUAUAGCGAGUUAGCGUGUAAUGGCUCGUGCGCUGGUCCAUCUGAUGGUAUUUCACCCAUAUACUCACUCUGGGCUACAUUCAUUGGCCUUUACAUUGCAAACUAUGUGGUGGAACGGUCGACAGGGUGGGCUCUUUCUCAUCCUUUAUCUGUUAAAGAAUAUGAAAAGCUGAAGAAAAAGCAAAUGAGGCCUGAUUUCCUUGAUAUGGUUCCUUGGUAUUCAGGAACUUCUGCUGAUUUAUUCAAGACUGUUUUUGAUCUACUUGUUUCAGUGACUGUCUUUGUUGGUCGAUUUGACAUGCGCAUGAUGCAGGCAGCAAUGCGCAAGCUUGAAGAUGGAGCUCAGCAGGAUGGUUUAUUAUAUGAUCAUUAUAGUGAUAGGGAGGACUUAUGGUUUGAUUUCAUGGCUGAUACUGGUGAUGGUGGGAACUCAUCUUAUACUAUUGCACGUUUGCUUGCUCAACCUUCAAUUCGCAUAAUUGAAGAUGAUUCAAUUUUCAACUUACCACGUGGAGAUAUGUUACUCAUAGGGGGAGAUCUUGCAUAUCCUAAUCCAUCAGCAUUCACAUAUGAAAGACGGCUCUUUUGCCCUUUUGAAUAUGCUCUUCAACCUCCUCCUUGGUAUAAAGAAGAUCAUAUAGCAGUAAAGAAGCCUGAGUUACCACAUGGGAUUUCUGAACUGAAGCAAUAUGAUGGACCUCAGUGUUACGUAAUUCCUGGAAAUCAUGAUUGGUUCGAUGGACUUCAUACAUAUAUGAGAUACAUAUGUCAUAAGAGCUGGUUGGGCGGGUGGUUUAUGCCUCAGAAGAAGAGCUAUUUUGCCCUGAAACUUCCCAAAAGAUGGUGGGUAUUUGGUCUGGAUCUAGCACUCCAUGGUGAUAUUGAUGUCUACCAAUUCAAAUUCUUUUCAGAACUUGUACAGGAGAAGAUGGGAGCUGAUGACUCGGUAAUCAUUAUGACUCAUGAACCUAAUUGGUUGCUUGACUGUUACUGGAAUGAUAUUUCUGGGAAGAAUGUUUCGCACCUAAUAUGCGAUUAUCUAAAAGGGAGGUGCAAACUUCGAAUUGCUGGAGACUUGCAUCAUUAUAUGCGCCAUUCUGCUGUUCAAUCAGACGAGUCUGUAAAUGUGCACCAUCUUCUUGUAAAUGGCUGUGGUGGGGCUUUUUUACACCCAACUCACGUCUUUAGUAAUUUUCGAAAAUUUUGUGGGGCUACAUAUGAGUGCAAGGCUGCUUAUCCUUCCUUUGAAGAUUCUGGCAGGAUUGCUUUAGGAAAUAUUUUGAAGUUCCGGAAGAAAAAUUGGCAAUUUGAUUUCAUUGGUGGCAUCAUCUACUUUAUAUUGGUCUUUUCUAUGUUCCCACAGUGUAAGCUCGAUCACAUCUUGCAAGAAGAUUCAUUUUCGGGUCACUUGAAGAGUUUCUUUGGCACGGUGUGGAAUUCUUUUCUAUACAUGCUGGGAGAGUCAUAUGUAUCUUUAGCUGGUGCUAUUGUAUUAUUGAUUGUAGCGAUAACAUUUAUUCCUAGCAAAGCAUCCAAGAAGAAACGGGUAAUAAUUGGCCUUGUUCAUGUGUCUGCACAUCUUGGGGCAGCUCUUUUUCUUAUGUUGCUAUUGGAACUCGGGUUGGAGACGUGCGUCCGUCAUGAAUUACUAGCAACCUCAGGCUAUCACACUUUGUAUGAAUGGUACCGUACAAAGGAAGGUGAGCACUUUCCCGAUCCGACUGGUCUCCGUGCGCGAUUAGAAGAAUGGACAUAUGGUCUGUAUCCAGCAUGCAUCAAGUAUCUUAUGUCGGCAUUUGAUAUACCUGAGGUCAUGGCCGUCUCGCGUAGUAAUAUUUGCAAGAAUGGAAUGCAUUCGCUCUCUAGAGGAGGUGCUAUAAUAUAUUAUGGCUCCGUCUUCUUUUAUUUCUGGGUUUUCUCAACGCCAGUCGUCUCCCUUGUUUUUGGAAGCUAUUUAUACAUAUGUAUCAAUUGGCUUCACAUCCACUUUGAUGAAGCAUUCUCUUCACUAAGGAUUGCAAAUUAUAAAUCGUUCACUCGAUUCCACAUCAAUAACGAUGGCGAUCUCGAAGUUUUUACUCUUGCUGUUGACAAGGUUCCGAAAGAAUGGAAGUUGGAUUCUAAAUGGGAAGGGGAGGCAAGACAACCGGAGCAGCUGAGCCAUCGGAGAGCGUUUCCGAGCAAGUGGAAGGCGGCUACAUCAUAUCAAGAUCCAGUGCACACUGUUAAAAUUGUGGAUCAAUUUGUUAUUAGACAAAGAGAUAAUGCUGAUUUUGAAGAUGCUAAUGGGUCAGAAAUUCACUGACCUCUGAGUUAACUACUCUGAGUUGUGUAUUGAUUGAUUUAGGGUUUAGCCAUUUUAAAGCCAGAAAUUGGUAUGAAUGAUAUGAUAUGAUGAUGAUGAUGCUGUGUACAGUGAUGGAUGGUUUUCUUUUAGGCUUGUAGUAGUUUGUACUGAUCCCCCAUUGGUUGGUAGGAAAAGAAGCCUUCUUAGUUCUUUUUUUUUUUUUAAUGUUUGGACCGAAAGCUUCUGACCAUGUUGGUUUAAAGGCAAAGCAUGGGAAUCUUAUUACUGCUAAUCAAUAUUUUACCUUCUCAGCUGUAUGUAAGAAAAUGUAUUUAUUAUGAAAUUACCUCAUUCAGGUAA